GCCAUGUCGUCGACGAUCCUCACGUUGGGAAUCCUUUUCUCGAUCUUUACCGGCCUUGCCGGAGCGCAGCCCGCCUGGGUGAAAGACACAGACGGCCAGCCGCUCAAAGCAGGCACCUACUACUACGUACUACCAGCACAGAGCAGCAGCUUCGGUGGCCUGUACUCAGCCUCCCGCAACCGAGUACAGUGUCCACUUUACGUUACCCAGAUAGACAUGUCUACCGUAGAUGGUGUGCCCGCCAGGUUUGCGCCGGUGAACGGCAUGGACCUGGUUCCGCUGUCGACGGACCUGAACGUGGAGUCCUACAACUCAAACAUAUGCCCGGAUCCGACCGUCUGGACAUUGGCUCCGGUGGAUAAGAAGACCCGUCAGACGUUUGUUAAGUACGGUGGGGUUGCCGGCAGUCCGGGCCGGGCCACAUUGAGGAAUUGGUUCAGGAUAGAGGAGGAAGGUGAGCACUACAAGCUGGUUUUCUGUCCUGCGGUCUGCAAGACAUGCCGGGUUCGGUGCGGAAACCUUGGCGUUUAUCUUGCCCCGAAUGAUGUGCGCUGGCUGGUACUUGGAGGUGACACCUUGCCCGUCAAGUUCAAAAAGUCAGAAAAAAACUGAUGUG
This is a messenger RNA of Nymphaea colorata (pocket water lily), 616 nucleotides long. Its product is annotated as kunitz trypsin inhibitor 5-like. The transcript has a single exon. Gene Ontology annotation, molecular function: endopeptidase inhibitor activity. The coding region runs from base 4 to 612 and encodes 202 amino acids. NCBI's taxonomy places the organism in Eukaryota, Viridiplantae, Streptophyta, Magnoliopsida, Nymphaeales, Nymphaeaceae. The record is from RefSeq and is a predicted model, not a curated record.